Messenger RNA from Aspergillus pseudotamarii, 1479 nucleotides. Its product is annotated as major facilitator superfamily domain-containing protein. Bases 1 to 1479 code for a protein of 492 amino acids. The record is from RefSeq and is a predicted model, not a curated record. Gene Ontology annotation, biological process: transmembrane transport. Gene Ontology annotation, molecular function: transmembrane transporter activity. NCBI's taxonomy places the organism in Eukaryota, Fungi, Ascomycota, Eurotiomycetes, Eurotiales, Aspergillaceae. The transcript is spliced from 8 exons.
AUGUCGAGUCCGGACUCCGAAGAUGUAUUUCCUCCGGGGACAACCAAGCUUGAAGAACGACAAGGACUCGAGUCAGAAUUUAAGCUAAGUCCCACCCCCUCCGAUGAUCCCGAUGACCCUUUGAACCGGUCGCCUUUAAGGAAAGCCGUCAACUUUAGCCUGACCUGUUCGUAUGUCUUCUUCACCUUUGUGCUGGUGGAUUUCAAUAGCUUGGCCUAUCGAGGCUACAUGUCAGAGCUGGGUUUGACCUAUGCGACCUUCAACCAGGCGAGUGGGUCGAAUUUUGCCGGACUGGCGAUCGGAUGCCUCUUUUUUAUCCCCUGUGUUCACAGGUUUGCGGGACUCGCUGGCUCUAUCAGCGAGGCUGUGGUCGUGAUCACUAUUGUGGACCUUUUCUUUGUCCAUCAGCAUGCGCGUAUGAACGGCAUCUUUCUGUUCAUGCGGAGCUUGGGAUCCACAGGUGACCCGAUCGCAGCCGGGUAUAUUGUCGUCUCGAUGGGCUGGCGCUGGAUGUGGUGGAUGAUCGCCAUCUUCCUGGGCGUCAACCUCAUCUUGGUCCUGUUCUUCUUCGAGGAGUCGAAAUACAUUCCGCUCGUUAAGAUUGCGGAACCGUCUACCCUGCGAGUGGCUAUGCCUUCAACGGUCGAUGCCCGUCGCUGCCGCAAGUCAAUUCGGCAACGCCUGGCGUUCGUCACCAAGACGGACAUGCCAGUAGCCCAGCACUUUUAUCAGCCGCUGCUUAUUCUAUUUUCAUUCCCUGCUGUAGCGUACACCGCCGUCACAUACGGCACCAUUCUGGCAUGGUUUUCUGCGAAUGCUUCAUCCGGCUCUUACUUCCUCUUGGACGAACCCUACAGGUUUAGCCCGUCCGCAAUUGGCCUUUUCCACCUAGGUGGAUUUCUAGGGACAUUCAUCGCGACUCUCACCAUUCCGGCCCUCAACGACUGGUUCGUUGUUCGAGCAGCGAAGAAGAAUGGGGGAAUCUUCGAGCCGGAGAUGCGUCUCGGGAUGAGCAUCCCAGAGGCUCUCUUGAACUGCGCCGGCUUACUACUUUAUGGGAUUGGGCUGGGAAGAGGUUUGCAUUGGGCGGUGCGCGCCGUGGGUCAAGGAAUAUAUGGAUUCGGAUUUAUCAUCACUGCGGAUGUGGCCCUGACGUAUCUUACUGACUGCUAUCCCGAUAUACUUGGUGAUGCGUUGAUUGCCAUUGUGUUCAUUCGUAAUGGAUUUGCAAUGGUAGUUCGCUUUGCCUUCACCCCUUGGAUCACUGGCAUGGGCAUCCAAAAUACCUUUAUUGUCAUCGGCAUGCUGGCUCUCCGCACUGUGACUUUGCCGAUUUUAUUGAUGGUGUAUGGUAAGAGGGCCCGCGCACGCACGGCCAAUAUGUACCGGAAAUAUGCGACACGGCAACCAGUCCAUAGGAAGGCUAUGCAACUUCCUGUAGGAUGGAAUUUGGAGAGGGUUCAAGGACCUUCUAACUAA